Messenger RNA from Temnothorax curvispinosus, 987 nucleotides. Its product is annotated as protein unc-45 homolog B-like. The record is from RefSeq and is a predicted model, not a curated record. Gene Ontology annotation, molecular function: Hsp90 protein binding. Lineage: Eukaryota; Metazoa; Arthropoda; Insecta; Hymenoptera; Formicidae. The transcript is spliced from 2 exons. The annotation marks the transcript as partial.
AACAUAUUAAACACAUACAUCGACAUGAAUAAUAAACCCGACUCAAAUCUCAACGAGGAUUUAUGCGAGGCGCAAAAGGAAAUAGACACGAUUAUGUUGUGUUUGUUGUACAGUGUAACAAGUAGAACAAUGACAGGCCCUGCUAGAGACGCAAUAAUAAAACUUAUUACGGGUAACAUUCAUUGCGUAACUAUGUUAGACUGGGCCAAACGAUUUGUCGAACUUCGUGGUGUGCAAAGAUUAAUGGAGGUAGCCAGUGAAAUGGAGGAAUACAAUUCUGAGUCUUUGCUAAACAUCACGUCUUCCACGCGAACUAUAACCAGUGUGUGCUUAGCAAUGGUAUAUAAAAACGUUUGUAAGAACUAUGAUGAUGAGAAAACAUUUACCAACGCCAUUGAUGAAUUUAUUGAAGAUAAAUUGCAUUCGCCUGACAUACAAUCUAAAGUGCGUGUUGUAGUUGCGAUAACAACCUUAUUAUUCGGCCCGUCAGAUGUUGGAAACGUAGUUGUGGCUAAAGAAGGGAUUUUAGAGAUGAUCCUCGUUAUGGCGGGAACGGAUGAUAUAUUGCAGCAGACAGUGGCUCUCGAAUGUAUCGUUGCCGCUGUGACCAGAAAAGACAAGGUCGACGCGAUCAUAAACCGAGGUGUGAAUAUAUUGAAAAAGCUGUGUCAAUCUAAGGAUGAUUCAAUUCGGGUUCGAGCGUUACUGGGUUUAAGUAAGUUAGGUAGUUCCGGAGACCCAGACGCGACUAUCAGACCGUUUGCAGAUGGAGUGACUAAGGAAUUAGCCAAGGCUUGCAGACGAUUGUUGAUUAAUCCAAAGAAAGAAAAAAAUAUGAGAAAAUUGGCCAUAAAAGGUCUGUCAUAUCUUACUUUUAACGCCAAGAUCAAAGCGGAGUUGAUCGAGGAUCAAGAAGCCAUUCAUACGAUGAUCGAGAUUGCCAAGACUGGUGAUCAAUCGGUUCUAUUCGGCGUGCUUACGACGUUG